Photinus pyralis (common eastern firefly) is the source of this 1717-nucleotide messenger RNA. RefSeq names its product angiogenic factor with G patch and FHA domains 1. Gene Ontology annotation, molecular function: nucleic acid binding; protein binding. Bases 73 to 1647 code for a protein of 524 amino acids. NCBI's taxonomy places the organism in Eukaryota, Metazoa, Arthropoda, Insecta, Coleoptera, Lampyridae. The transcript is spliced from 9 exons. The record is from RefSeq and is a predicted model, not a curated record.
CAUGUUUCCUUACAGAUUGUCAAAAUCAAAGUGAGAAGUCAUCUGUUCUAAAUCAAACGGGUGUAAUUUAGAAUGGACUCGAGUUCCGAUCACAUCGAUUGUGAAUGCAGUUUAUUGAAGAAUAGUUCCGAUGAAAGCGACUUCCAAUGUUCAAUUGGAAAAAAGUUCUUGCUGAGCAAAUCUUUGCAAAUGGAUUUAAAAGAAAGAUAUCCCAAUGUGUUAGAGUUAAUCAAGACCCUUCGUAAAUAUAUUGAACAGCAGCAAAAGAAGAUUAGUAAAUUAAAAGUGAAAUUAUGUAAAAAAGUAGAAACAAGAAAUGUGGCUAUUCAAACGAAUCUUGAUCAAGACCACCAAAAUGCUGAAAAGUCUGUUUCUGAAGAAAUUACGGAAGCUGCCGAAAUGGCAAUGCAAAGUACUGGAUUUGUAUACGAAGAAACUUCUGGUUUGUACUACGACUACAAUUCUGGAUAUUAUUAUAAUGCGGAACUCGGCUUAUAUUACGAUGGAAAUUCGGGGACAUAUAUGACGUACAAUACUGAAACUGAAACCUACGAGUAUCAUUCUCAGGUACCGAUUGCUACAAAAAAGUGGGAUGAAGUAGUGAAUAAACCUAUAAGGAGCAAAAGAAAGAAGAAAACUAAAAAAAAAGGUACCAAGAGGGAUCGAUCAGAUUAUAGUACAGAAAACGCCGAAUUAGAAGAAGGAGAAUGUUCGGACAGUAGUGUUAGCGGUACAUCCCAAGAUAACGUAGACGAAACAAAUUUAUCCGAGCAUGCCGACAUAUCAAACGCAUGGCCUCCGUGUAUACGAAUUGUGGUGAAAAGUACAGACGUUGCCAAACUAACAGCCGGAACUUUAUACAUUAUAACUUACCAAGGUGGUACGCUGGGCAGAGAAGGGGAUCACGCAGUCCUCAUCCCAGACAUUAGUAUCAGCAAGCAUCAUUUGAAAUUCACCUUUGAUAAUGACCUAAAUACGUACACAGUCACUGAUUUGGGCUCCAGAAACGGCACAUUAUUAAACGGAAAGAGAAUGUCUGCCUGCAAACAAGAAAGCGAACCAGUACCUUUAAAGCAUGGAAACGAAAUUCAGAUUGGCUCAACGGUUUUACUUUGCCACAUACAUAGCAGUAACGAAACGUGUAAUCAGUGCGAACCCGGGUUGCUCCAGUCUAAAACUGAUGAGAAGGAAAAAAUUGUAUCAUCGUCUAAAAGUGAGCAGCACAAGAGCGAGCUUCGAAAGUUACGCAAGAAGUUUGCUGUUAAUUGGUCCGAAUCAAAUAAUUGUAAUUUGGCGUCCGGGUACACAGAUAGGGCUCAAGUAAGACGUGACACGAUUGGAAGUCACAAUGAACACGAAAAAACCCAAGUGGCUUCCAUUGACGAAUCAAUUGGAGCGGAAAAUAAAGGAUUUAAACUAUUGUCAAAAAUGGGAUGGAAAGCGGGUCAAUCGUUAGGAAAAGAGGGCACAGGACUGAUUAAUCCGGUGGAACUGACUACAACUGUCGGUAGGGCUGGUAUGGGAUUCACAAACACUACAUUAUUGAACGUAGAGACGAAGGUUGAGAAUAACAAAAAGUGGGAAAAAAUGCAAGAACGUUAUAAUCAAUUGAAAACGCCUUCGGAGGAUGUCUUUGAUUUAGAUUAAAUAGCAUGUUUAUUUAUUAUUGUACCAUUUUGUAAUGUAAGUUGUUAAUAUAUUUUUUUGCAAAUUUUUA